Molecule: messenger RNA, 1697 nt
Organism: Mesocricetus auratus (golden hamster)
Lineage: Eukaryota; Metazoa; Chordata; Mammalia; Rodentia; Cricetidae
Gene: Commd5
Product: COMM domain containing 5
Exons: 2
Coding region: 206-880 (224 amino acids)
Cellular component (GO): nucleus
Source: RefSeq, a predicted model, not a curated record
AGGACAACGCCAGCGCCCCGGGGGAACCAUAGAGGGCUUCUGUCGUUCUAUCCUAGAGUGUUCCGGAAGUGUCUCUGGGCCCUUCCGGAGGCCCGGCCAACUUCCAGCUUUUGCCAGUCUCCGCAGGCUCCUAGCGGGACAGCUUCCUCCAGGCAGCUGUGGUUAGGACCUUCUCUUCGGACUGAUCGGGAAAGGGGAAGCAAGAAUGUCUGCUCUGGGAGCUGCAGCUCCGUACCUGCACCAUCCAGCUGACGGGCACAGCGGCCGCGUCAGUUUCCUGGGAGCCCAGCCCUGGCCACAAGUGGCGGCAGUGGCCCAGCUCCUGAGGGACUUGGACAGGAGCACCUUCAGAAAGCUGCUGAAGCUUGUAGUCGGGGCCCUGCAUGGGAGAGACUGCAGAGAAGCCGCGCAGCAACUUGGCGCCAGUGCCAACCUGUCAGAGGAGCGGCUGGCCGUCCUGCUGGCGGGCACACACACACUGCUCCAGCAAGCUCUCCGGCGGCCCCCCGCCAGUCUGAAGCCGGAAGCCUUCCAGGAUGAGCUCCAGGAGCUUGGUAUCCCUCAAGAUCUGAUUGGAGAUUUGGCCAGCUUGGUAUUUGGGAGUCAGCGCCCUCUUCUCGACUCAGUGGCCCAGCAGCAGGCGUCCUGGCUGCCCCACAUGUCUUACUUCCGCUGGCGGGUGGAUGUGGCCAUCUCCACAAGUACUCAGUCCCGCUCCCUGCAGCCGAGCGUUCUCAUGCAGCUGAAGCUCAGCGAUGGGUCUGCACACCGCUUCGAAGUUCCCAUGGCCAAAUUCCAGGAGCUGCGGUACAGUGUAGCCUUGGUCCUUAAGGAGAUGGCCGAACUGGAGAAGAGGUGCGAGCGCAAACUGCAGGACUGAACCCUGGUACUGUGGGCGCCGAAACUGGUACCGUGCCGCGCAGUCCCACUGCUCAGGAGACCAACUCCAUUGAGGGCCUGCAUGCAAGGAAGCAUUUUGUUUACGGGAAAAGACAGCUGUGACUUUCUGGUUCGUCUUGUUUUUAAGAGUGAACUAUGGCAUAGUGGCAUUUAUAGUCCCAGCACUUGGAAGGCUCGGGCUGGAGAAUGGUGAAUGUAAGGUCAGCCUGGGUUACAUACCGAGGUUCAGUUUUAAAGUAAAGAAGUAAAGCAGCUAUUGAAAACAUGUUCCUCGAUGUGGGUGCUACACCUUAGACUUGUCCCUUCCCAACUGUGGGUCCAUGCUGAGACCUAGGGUCCAGAAAAGGACGCUAUGCAGUCAGCAGCAAGGUUGCUCAGCCUGGCCUGAGCGCUCUGCGCUGGUUUCUGGAGCCCUGUGCUUUGCUGUGCACACAUUUAAAUUCUUUUGCCUUAAACUCCCACCUCCCGAAGCUGACAUCUUAAUGGGGGGCAAAAGGGGGGGCAUUAGAAUACUAAAUAUGUACUUAUAAUGUUUAGUGUAUAUAGUAUUAAAUGCAUACUUUAAACAGUAAAACAUGAGUGUAGGGCUGGAAGAUUGGCUCGGUGGUUAAGAGCACUGACUGCUCUUGCAGAGGACUCCGGUUCAAUUCCCAGCACCCACAUGGUGGCUCACAACCUUCUGCAAUUCCAAUUGCAGGGGGAUCCAACACCGGGACAUCAGGCAUAUUAUGUGGUACACACACAUGCCUUCCGGCAAAACAUUCAUACUCAUGAAAUAAUAAAUCAUCUAAAACAAA